Miscanthus lutarioriparius is the source of this 1035-nucleotide messenger RNA. NCBI's taxonomy places the organism in Eukaryota, Viridiplantae, Streptophyta, Magnoliopsida, Poales, Poaceae. The record is from the annotation of a GenBank genome assembly.
AUGGCUUCAGUCCUAGGUGCUGGUCAGGGAGGGUUUGUGGCAGCUUCCGAUGUCCUUGAGGAGCUCAUAAGUGGUGGGACUGCUGCUCCUGUUGUAGCUGGUGCUAGUGCUAGUGCUGCUGCUCCUGUGGCAGCUGGUAUUGGUGCUGGUGCUACUCCAGUAGCAGUUGAUCCUGCUGGUGGUGGUGGUGUUAGGGCUAUGAGGUGGUCCAACAACACCUCUGGUUUUGUUCUUAGGAGAAUGGCUGCUCUGGUCACUGAUGGCAGCAGGCCUGACAAGGUCUUCAAGGAUAAGGAUGUGAAUCAUGUAGCCAAGGCCCUUAAGGAUUGGUGUGGGGAGGUUGUCAGCCCUACUCAAGUGUACAAUCACUUGAGAAAAUGGAGGCAGAAAUGGGCUAAGGUGUCCAAACUCAAGGACCUUAGUGGUGCUCUACGGGAUGACAUCACCCAUGCUAUCAUGCUUGACCAUGAGCACUACCUUGGCCACACCAAGGACCAUCUUAAAGAUGCUGAGUACCUAAACACCCCUAUUAGGUUCUACACUGAGAUGGAGGCCAUAUUUGACAAUGCUUUAGCCACUGGUAGGUUUGCACUUGGGUCUGGGAAAGCCUUAGGGCAGAACCAGGCUGACAGUGCUGCUGCCAAGGUUGAUGGUCCUCCAUUGACCCCACUCACUGGUGAUAAAGCUCCCACUGCACCUGCAGAGGGUAGCAAGGCCACAGAAGUGCCCUGCUCAGGUGUUGGUGGGAAGAGGGAGAGAGGAAAUUUCUCUGAGGAGGAGAUACUCAUGUUGACCAACAUGUCUGAUGCUGUCAACAAUGUGGCUAAUGCUCUUAGGGAGACUGGACCUGCCCAUGUUGAUGCCAAUCUGUACCUUGCUGUGAUGGAGAUGCCUGGCUUCUCUGAGGAGGCCCUUAUUGUUGCCUACACCUUUCUCCUAGACAACAAGACCCAAGGCAGGGACUUUGUGAACAUGACUGAUGCCCAUAGGACCAUUUGGCUGCAGACCUUCUUAGCCAAAAACUACUUCAUGUAG